Solea senegalensis (Senegalese sole) is the source of this 3830-nucleotide messenger RNA. RefSeq names its product mu-type opioid receptor-like. The transcript has 2 exons. NCBI's taxonomy places the organism in Eukaryota, Metazoa, Chordata, Actinopteri, Pleuronectiformes, Soleidae. Gene Ontology annotation, cellular component: membrane. Gene Ontology annotation, biological process: G protein-coupled receptor signaling pathway. Gene Ontology annotation, molecular function: G protein-coupled receptor activity. The record is from RefSeq and is a predicted model, not a curated record. Bases 1830 to 2756 code for a protein of 308 amino acids.
UGCUAACAACUGCUUCUGUUGCCUGUCCUUAAAAUGUGAUUAUGAAAUUAUUAUUUUCUAUUUUUUAAGUUUAGUUGCCAAAAACUAAAUAGCUGUGAUAAAAUCUUUGGAAGUACUGCAGUUGGAAUGUUCCACGGGUGUCUAGGCCUGGACGACAUGACUAAAUCAGGUUUUCAGGGCAAUAAUAACUUUUCUCAUGCAAUGAAGGUUAAAUAAGCUAUAGUCCAUUGUGGUUUUAAACACCUUGGCGGACACAGAACAUGAAAAACGCAGAGAUGCGUUUCACACAUCUGAGGUGAUAUCACAACAUAUUAAUGACUGCCUUUUUCCAGGCCCACGCGGGCGCAUGGGCUGUUUUAAGAAAGAAUCUUGGGGAAAAUACAUCAAACUUUGUAAUUCAAUCCUUCGCAAGUGAGUGAAAAAACAGUGAAACAUGUGAUAUUUUCCCUCCGGUGUAUGAAAGGUGACAUUUUCUAUCGCCAGGCAUAACUUGUCUUGAAUAACACAUGAUAGGGUGCAUAACCUGAGUCCCGAGAUCAUGUUUGAAAGUGGAACCGCGUGUACCUGUAAGUUCAGGUUCAUAUUUAUUCAUAAGUUGACGGUGUUUUACAAAAACGCCGCUGUCAGCCGCACGUUCAGGACCAUGGUCAGCUCCACUGUCACCUGCAGCCACAAGAGUCCUGUUGUUGUUGUUUUGGGGUUUUUGUUUGUUUGUUUACCUUGGCUGUAAUUAGUGGUUAUUUAAGUUACUGUUACCAUUCAUUUUGAACCUCUGAUCUCUGGUGUUUCAGUCCAGAGAACUUCUGCUAUAGGAUAUUUUCUCUUUUUCAGUUCACUCUCUGUACGUGUUUAGUUUCUGAAAUAACAACAACAACCAAAUGCUACCUUCACAAAGUCACUCUAAAUUUCUUCCAAGUUUUUGAACUUCAUGUUAUCUUGACCAUGUCUGCAUGCCUAGAAAGAAAUCAAUAUUAGUUUUGUAUCAAAUUCAAAACUAAUUAAUGUGCAUUGUUUACACCAUACACUGAAAUGCAAUGACUUUAUUUCAGUUGCUGGAUUUCCGCUUUCCUUGUACAAGGUUUUGUAAUUUAAAUAACAAUUAUUUCUAAUAUUCUAUUGCUUUUUCUUUUUACCAACACCAACGGUUAAAUAGCAGAUAUUCUGGGUCACAAAGGUUGUGUAAAUAUGCUUUACGAGUUAUAAUUUGCCUAAAAGAAACUAAACCUUCAUUUUGCUAUGGGCUUCGUGUUUUUGUUGAUACGCGAAAGUUGAUACUGAACCGAUUAGUGCAAUCUACACGACUGAAAUUUAAAGAAAAAUAACAGAAACGCAAACUUGUUUUAGCACUCAGUGCAAUUAGAGAAGAUAAACCAAACAAACAACUAUCUUUAACUACAGCAAAGCUUAUUGUAAUCACGAUGAUGGAGCUAAUAAAUGAGAUGAGGUCAUGUCUUAUGGGAAAAGACGUGAGGUUCAUCAACGAGCUAUAAGACAGUUACUGCUUCUCUCUGACACCAGACCCUCUGUCGACUUCAGCAGCUCCCUGGAUUAUCAGGGGGGGUUUUAUUUUUCACCUCAUUAGAGCAUCAUUAUUUUAUUUUUAUUGUUGCUGAAGUCAUUUUAUCAUAAUUGCACCAUAAAGUCUGAUAAUAAUGUGCUGCAUGCGAAUGUGGUUAUGUCGUUCACGGUGAAUCUAAAUCUAAUUUAAUAAUCUAAUCUAAAACCGCAUGGUAUCACCUAUGAAUAAGGCUGCUGACUUGUUGUUUUAUUUAUUUAUUUUAUUUUAUUUUUUAAAUAAUGGCAGCGCAUCUAAGUGACGCCCGUGAACAAUGCUCUUCUCUAACACCUCCUUAGUCCCUCUCUCGGUGGACUUCGACAGUCCCGAGGACUAUUUCGUCUUCAUAUUCCAAAUCGUGUUCGCCACCACUGCGGUUCUCGUGGCAGGACCGGUAGUCGUGGCAAUUGUGCGCACCAGAGCGCUGCGCCUGCAAAACAGGUUCGUUUUCAUGCUGAACACGAGCAUUUGUGACACUCUGGUCGGAUUUUCAGUCUACUACCUGGGUCUGUUCGAUGUUCAGGAGGGGUUUCCGUCUAGAAACGGCACUUAUAAUAUUCUGCCUAACCUCCUCGGCGUGAACAUCAUGACGUUUUUAUUUGCGCAGUUUGACAGGUAUAUCGCCGUGUGUCAUCCUUUCAUGUACUCACGGUUUGUAACCCGGCGAGUCAUCGUCGCUAUCAACGUCUACUGCUGGUUUCACGUGUACGGACAGUGGAUCGUUUCGUACACUAUGCCCGUGUCCAAAGCCGUUCAGCUGUAUGUUUUCACUAUUGUCUGCUUACAGGCCAUCGUGCUCACCAAAGUGGCCAUGACUAUCAAACUGUAUGUCGUUGCCAGGUACCAGCUCGACAGAGAUCCUCCGAGUGCAGAGAGAGAAAGCAACAGGGAGUCGUUAAGAAUCAUCAUUUUUGUGGUCAUAAGCUUCUUGGUGUUGUGGGGUCCCUCUUUUGUAAAUAUUAUACUCAGACUGAUGGUGGGAAAGGGGCUGUCGUUUAGGAACGAGGCCACGAACCUCUUCGCCAUCAUGGCUCGUUUGAACGCAGUGUGCACACCUGCGGUGUAUCUGUGGGGGAGUCCGGCUCUGCGGGAGGCCACGAUGAGGACAGUGUGGCGCAAACUGUGCCCGAGAUGUAAGAGGAGAAUUGGCGCAACUCGUGUGACAGGAAACGACAAAGGGAGGCCGAUGCAGAGUCACUGACAGUGAAAACAAGGAAUACUCGGCUUCACUGACACCAUGGACAUUAUAUUAUUGUUUUCAACAAAAAAAAAAUACAAAUAAAUCAUUUUCUUUGCAGAUAAAUAUUGGCUGUUACUAGAAAUAAAAUUCAGUUUGCCUGUGUUUGGUGCAGCAAAAUCUGCAGCGCUUUGUUUUAUUUUAUUUUCCUAUAAGCCCGAUAAGCAUUAUUUAAACACACGCGCACAGUUUACGGUUGCACAGUGAAGUGAUAUAUUAUUAUGGGGUAUUCAUUUUGAGUUUUAGAAAAGAACUAUUUGUCAUUUGACUUAUUUGCGAAUGGCUCUAAGAUGUAAAAGUAAAAUGUGGGCGAGUUCAGCUUCAACUAUGAAGUAAUGGCUUUCACUCUAUCAAUUUAGAGAAAAUCGACACAAGUCGUACACCUUCAAUCUCAGCAACGCUUGAUUUGAAUGAGGCUUUUUUUAUUCUAAAAUUUUGCACCUCAAAACCUUAAGAAAAACUAAACUUAGACACUUAGAAAUUAGGUUUACUUUUUUUUCAGGUUUGAUGAUUGAAACCAAGAAAUUCAUUCUGCUGAUAUUUUAUAUUAUUAAGUCCUUUUAUUCCACUACUUUGAAAAUAAUCACUUUAAAAAUGAUUCUGUUUAAAUUAUUUAUGUAUUUAUUAUUUAUUUAUUAUAUGGAGGAAAGAAGCAUGAACACAUUCACAAAGAAGCAGCUGGAAUAUCAGACUACUUGGUUUGAUUAUUUAAAAUGAAGAUCAGCCCUGGGUUAACACUCACUUUGUGAGAAGGUUGAUCCGAACAUUCCUUCCCGUCUCUGAAUCUUGGAUACUUUUCCUCUGGGCAGGUUUUAACCUUCCUGUGGGCAAAAAAAACUAUAAUGAGUAAAUGUACAUUUUGACAUGCUAACAGUUAACAGAGGAAAUGCUGCAGGCUUCACUUGUCUUCAUGUUCUUUAAACCUGUGAAGGUGAGUUACUCUAAUGUUGCUCUAAUGACAAAAUGCACUACAUAUGUUGGUCCUAGUAAAAAUGUGAAAUGGACUCCAGAUGACGGUGAAAAAAGAAAGCAAAAUUG